Leishmania braziliensis MHOM/BR/75/M2904 is the source of this 990-nucleotide messenger RNA. RefSeq lists its product as hypothetical. The coding region runs from base 1 to 990 and encodes 329 amino acids. The record is from RefSeq and is a predicted model, not a curated record. NCBI's taxonomy places the organism in Eukaryota, Euglenozoa, Kinetoplastea, Trypanosomatida, Trypanosomatidae. The transcript has a single exon.
AUGCAGGACGUGUACGCUCCCAAGUACAGUGGGAAGUCGCCACCGCGGUGGGAGCGUGGUGGUGCGGCGUCACCGGCACCGAUGGGCGCGCCUGGGCAGCUGUAUCGCAAGCCCAAGGAUGACGCGCCGGAGUACGACCCACUCUUGUGGAGCAACACUGACACCUCCUACAUCGCCACACUGGCCACACACGCCAUGAAGUAUCAGCCUCCCUCCCCAUCCCAGCAAGGCGGGCCGCGGCAGCGAGAGGCAACAGCGUCUAAACCGCCACUCGAGUCUUUUCUAUCCUCUUCGUGGAACACCACGCCGCAGGAAGGUGCCCCAGCGCGGCCCCACAAGUUCCACUCCGUGUAUCACCGCGGCCCCACCACGUGGCCUGGCCGCCUGCUCCAGUUCUUCGCGCCGCAGCUCUACGCACGAUGGCAGGGUAAUGUGAGCGCGCCUGAUGUGCGUCAGCUUUCUACCAAGGAGCUCAUCAGCCUAAUGCAGCUCGCCUUGUCUGCUGGCGAAGUGGAUCAGUCAGCGAUGCUAGCGCGAGAGCUUUCGCGCCGGAAGCUGGCUCUGCAGAUGGAAGUGUCCCCCCAGCAGGCCGCUGAACACGGUGCUGUGGGGUCGAUGCACAGAAGCCCAGCACCGCCCAACCCUUACUCAUCUCCAACGCGUUCUACACCGUAUCCACUGGCGAGCGCUGGUGGGAACUUCAGCGGCGGUAGCGGUGUUCUGUCUACUCUGCAUCCUAGUGGUGCGCACGGUCCGUCGCCUGGCAGUGCCCCGUGGCAGCGUGACCAAAGUACAACGACCUUCGACUCCAACCGCGUCGCUAAUCGAACUGGCCUCAGCAGUCUUAACGUGUCCUCUGUUUGGGCGAGCGACUCGCCUUCUCAGCCCUUUGAGUGCGCCCCUCCCGCGAGCGAAGCUGGGGCGCGGCAGGGCACCCUUUACGAGCCAGGCAGCAGCGGCUCCUGGACACGAAGCGCCCAUUGGCGCUAG